Molecule: messenger RNA, 3204 nt
Organism: Paraglomus brasilianum
Lineage: Eukaryota; Fungi; Glomeromycota; Glomeromycetes; Paraglomerales; Paraglomeraceae
Source: the annotation of a GenBank genome assembly
AUGUCCGAUGAUACACCGAUAGUUGUCCUUUUCAAUGCCUUAUACACGGCCCAGAAAUUCAAAAAAGCCAAGACAUGGCAGGACGGAUAUCUCAAAUACCUUUCGGCUUAUUCAAAGUUAAUCUUGUACGAUGAUACAAAAAUAAGAAAACUCGAUAGUUAUUUUGUUAAGAAAAUGCCCGAAGCUGGGGAUGAAAUAGAAUUCGACAGACAUCUAGUCUCUAUUGAAUCCUUUAUCGAAAAGAAGUUGGAUGCAGCAGCGAUAAAUGUGAAAAAGUCCCGCGAAACGUUAACACGUAAUCCAAGGUCGCGAACUAUUUGUUACGCUUCAAUUGAUAUUCCAAUUCCUACUGGGCCAAAUUCUUUGUUGAAAAACCGUUUGGGAAGACGAAGAUUUCCAAACAAAUCUUGGAGGGCCCCCCAACUUUGUGAAUCUCAUGUUGAACCGAUGGUCAUUGACAGCACUGACAGCACUCUGCCAUCAAGUGCGACUGAACCAACCGCUGAUCAAUCACCCACGCUAGUUGAUCUGACUGCACUUGGUCAACCGCCGAAACCAAGCAACUCUGACACACGCAAACAUGUAAACGUUGCGACAACUAUGCCGAGCACUCCGCCACCUGAACCAACCGCUGAUCAAUCGCCCACUGCAUUUGGUCAACCGCCGAAACAAAGCAACUCUGAACAUGUAAACGUUAUGCCGAGAAUAAAGCGACGAAGAGUUGGUCUAAGCAGGGCAUCUAAGGCGUUGUUGACAUCAGUCUUAGAAAACCAGCCGAAUUUAAAAAAGCAAGAAUCUAAUCCUGACACACCGGACGAAGCCAAGGAUGCUGUACAUAAACCGUUGGAGAGCGAUAUUAAGCCUAAAGAAGUGCGACGUGAGACCAUUCAAACGACCUUCAAAGUUAAGACUUUCGAUCAGCCAGUAGAAUUUCCAAGUGAAUCAAACUGUGAAAAGAUUGUGAAGGAAAGAAGUCGCUUAUUUCGGCAUACCAUUAUUCCUGAGCGAUUUACGUCGGUCACAUGUUAUAAAGGAUCUAUGUUGGCCAUGCUCUAUGAGCAUUUGAAUGUAACUCUGGUGCAUAUUGCAGUUGAUUUCUACGCGAAGAAUGCGAUAAGAUUAAGGAAUCCUCAGACUGGUGAUAUGGAGGAUGAUAUAUGGGUCGUAUCCGACUCUGUAAAAUUCGACCCAGUAUCAACAUUCAUUGGGCGUAGUACAUUCUACGGACCAACGAGUAGUGGACGGGUUGAAUUGAAAUGUCUGAACGCUCGCGAUGCCUUUGUUGCCAAGAAUGUGUUGGCCAAUAGUGAAAGCAAAAAUUUGUACGCUAUCCGCGCCAUAAAUGGAUGUUCGGAAUUGAUGAUGAUAGAUAAUCUUAAUGAUAACUUGGAAAGUCUACCAUUACUGCCAGUAUUACUCGACUAUAAAUCCCCCAAGGAAAGGUUUUAUCAGCAUGAUGGACGUAUCAUUAUUAAUGAUGCCAGUAUUGAUGUAGUAGCCCUCUUAGACGAGGUUACGGAAGAGUUUAGUUUAAACUACGAUCAAGAAAAAGUACUAAGGACAUUUGCUGUGAUGACAAUCUCAGCACCUGGGUUAUCAUCAGAAGACAAUGAGAAUGAUACGCCUGUCAUAUUGGUUCAUGGUGUAUUUGGUUCUGGUAAAAGUCGUCUUAUCGCAGUGUUGAUAAUAUUCAUCAAACGCGUUAUAACGCGUCUUGGUGAAGACUUAUCUUAUAAAAUUCUCGUCUCUUCUAUGACGAAUGUUGCCGUAGACCGCAUCCUCCUAGAAUUAUUGAAGAUGGGUUUCAACGAUAUUGUGCGAUGUGGGAGCCUCAAGAAGAUUGCAAAGCCAAUUCUACCAUAUACUGCUCAAACAAUGACCAAUAGUGAUGAUAAAAUCAAAGAGCUCAAAUCUAUGUUACAGGACGACAUUUCUCCUUCUGAAGCAGAAUUCGUAAAAGAUACGAUUGAGAAGUUUAAACGGAUGGAAAACAGAGAACUGAUAUCUAAAGCCCUGGUAGUUGGUACGACGUGUGCAGCUUCCGCUUUGGAAAUACUUGAUAAUAUACGUUUUCCUUUGAUAAUAUUGGAUGAAGCAUCGCAAAUUUCUGAGCCAUUGGCCCUAGUACCGAUGUGUCGGGCUGAAUGUCAGAAACUCGUCUUGGUUGGGGAUCCGCUACAACUUCCACCCGUGUUGACAACUAAUUCCGAUAAAGCGAGCUUACGGAAGGGUUUAGAUAGGACCCUAUUUGAUAGGUCUAUUGAGAUGGGAAUGAAGCCAAUUAUGCUGCGCACUCAAUACCGUUGCCACCCUAGAAUAUCAGCGAUUAGCAAUGACUUGUAUUAUAAUAAUCGGUUACUUAAUGGUGCUUCUGUGGAGAAAUUGAAACCACUCGUGACAGGACUUCCAACACUGUGUAUGAUAGAUGUAAAAGGAGAGGAACGACUGCAUCUACGGACUAAAUCUCUCUGGAAUGAACGAGAAGUAAAUCUGAUUCUUCGGACGCUGGAUCGACUAUUUGAACUGGGUAUCAAAGGGGAUGAUAUUGGCAUCAUUGCUUUAUACAAACAACAGGUUUACCGUCUACAAGAGAAGCUUAACAUGCAAGAAUGCAAAAGACCAGCAGUCAAGAUUUCCACGGUAGAUGCUUUCCAAGGUGCCGAGCGCGACAUCAUCAUACUUUCAUGUGUGAGAACAAAAACCAUCGGUUUCAGCGAUUCGAAUGAGCGUAUAAACGUGGCGUUGACACGGGCGCGUAGACAUCUGCUGAUCGUCGGUCAUGCUCAAUUUCUAAAGAGUGCACCUUGUUGGAAUCGUAUAAUAUCUGAGCAUUGCAUGAAAUCACCGGAUGGAUUCUUUGACGUUAUCGCAUUCAGUCGCCUUAUACAAACGCUAAGUCUAAAUUCCGACAUGACUGGCGCAGACGAUCAGAAAGAUGAAGAUAAUUUUCUAGAUUGGGCUAUGAAACUCAAUCAACAAUAUAGAACAAAUACGAGCAAUUUGGAUACGUCCAUAAAUGCAAAGACUAACAACACAUUAAAUUCUAGCAAUAAUAUCAGGACGCCUGAAUGUCGAACAGCGGAUUUAAUCGUUGAUAACAGUCAGGUAGAGUCAGUGUUACCCGUGAUCGAUUAUAAAGUAGAUGACGGUUACGCAUUUGACUUUGAUUUGGCAGAGUUAGAUUGUCUAGAGGAUGAAAUUUAG